AUGGCAGCCGCUAACAGUGACCAGGAGAUAGACGAGCUGAAAAUUCACACCACCACAGCAUUCGACUGGGAGGCUGAGAAGAGGAAAAAUACAAACGUAUUUGACGAUGGGACCAACACGUUUUUCUGGAGAGCCCACACCAUUACGGUCCUCGUCGUUUUCAUUGGCUUUCUCGUCUACAUCGCCUUAUUCGAGGAUCCCAUCAAUGACUCGGAAUACAACAGCAGAAGGGGUGUUGCUGCAGUGGUUCUUGCCUUCCUGUUGUUUGGAGUAACAGUGACUCCCGAUGGACCAUUCAAACGCCCACAUCCAGCGAUGUGGCGUUUGGUUCUGUGUGUUAGCAUUGUUUACGAGUUGGCGUUGGUGUACCUUCUGUUCCAGACUCCUGCCGAUGCCAGAAACCUGCUUCGUCAUAUAGACUCGAGUCUUGGUAAACCCUUACCAGAGAAAAACUAUGGAGGCAACUGCUACAUAUAUGACUCGGAUCAUCCUGACCCAUUCCAUAAUAUCAAAGAUAAAGCUGACCUAUUUGUGAUAUCCCACUUUCUUGGCUGGUGGGCAAAGUCGCUGUUUCUACGAGAUUGGUGGAUCUGUACGGUUUUGAGUGUUAUGUUUGAAGUAUUGGAGUACACCUUCGAACAUCAGCUUCCAAACUUCUGCGAAUGUUGGUGGGAUCAUUGGAUCAUGGACGUGGUACUGAGUAAUGGACUAGGGAUUUACGUCGGAAUGAAGACUGUGAAAUACUUAAAAAUGAAACCGUAUCACUGGCGAGGCAUGUGGAACAUCCCCACCUACCGGGGUAAGAUUAAGCGGUUCGCAAUGCAGUUUACCCCCUACAGCUGGACGGAAUUCGACUGGAACCCUCUGUCAAGUUUGCGUCGGUGGCUAGCAGUCAUUGUUCUGAUUGGACUGUUUCUGCUCGUGGAAAUAAACGAUUUUUACAUCAAGUUUGUUUUGUGGAUUCCACCUGAACACUACCUCAAUGUCAGUAGGAUCGUGUUAGUCCUAUUCAUGGCUGCUCCGUCCGCAAGGGAGGCGUUUCAGUAUCUGGACGACCCAACAUGUAAAAAGAUGGGACGACAGUUCUGGCUGAUCAGUAUAAUUGCCAUUACGGAAGUCUUACUUGCCUUAAAAUUUGAAUGGGAAACAGUAACCAAACCUAUCCCCAGUAAAAUCACUUACAUGUGGCUUCUAGGACUGGUUGGCUUAGUACUACUCACUAUCUGGAAAUUUUAUAUAUACCGUGAUGUGAAAAAUGAUGUGCCCUACACCCACAGGGAGUACCAACGUAGACGGGCGAUAAAUAAGCAGAAAGGCACCACUAUCGCAAGUGACGACUCACGUUCAUUCCAGUUUGAAGCCAGACGUCGACGUUUUCUCGAAAAGCCGUCUAAUGAUGGAACGGACAAGCAAUAA
Messenger RNA from Ylistrum balloti, 1416 nucleotides. RefSeq names its product phosphatidylserine synthase 2-like. NCBI's taxonomy places the organism in Eukaryota, Metazoa, Mollusca, Bivalvia, Pectinida, Pectinidae. The coding region runs from base 1 to 1416 and encodes 471 amino acids. The transcript is spliced from 11 exons. Gene Ontology annotation, biological process: phosphatidylserine biosynthetic process. Gene Ontology annotation, molecular function: L-serine-phosphatidylethanolamine phosphatidyltransferase activity. The record is from RefSeq and is a predicted model, not a curated record.